Molecule: messenger RNA, 5634 nt
Organism: Prinia subflava (tawny-flanked prinia)
Lineage: Eukaryota; Metazoa; Chordata; Aves; Passeriformes; Cisticolidae
Product: rho guanine nucleotide exchange factor 38-like
Biological process (GO): intracellular signal transduction
Cellular component (GO): cytoplasm
Molecular function (GO): guanyl-nucleotide exchange factor activity; protein binding
Source: RefSeq, a predicted model, not a curated record
AUGGACUGUCCGGGGAAGGAAGGCACCGGGGGAAGGAAGAGGAAUUUGACCCUGCUAAGGAACAAGCUCUUCAUGGGUGUCCUAAGGAGGAAGGAGCCAGUGGUGGAGAGCACCACCACUGCUGGGGACCACGGCAACUUGAGGAGGAGUCAGUCUGACAGGACAGAGUACAGCCAGAAAUUGCAAGAAAAAAUGGCUACACAGGUGUUGUCCUCAACCCCUGCCACCCUGCCACAGAAGGAUGAAGAAGUCAGCAGGUUAAUGAUGGCCAGGAGAGUGAAAAUCAUUGCAGAACUCAUGCAGACAGAGAAAGACUAUAUCAGCAACCUGGAUCUCUGCAUCAAGGAAGUGAUUCAGCCCCUGAGAAACAAGCAGAUUGCUCGCUUUGAAGUGGAUGGCUUGUUUAGCAACAUUAAAUUGGUCCAUCAACUAUCAGCUAAACUGCUAUCAUUGUUGGAAGAAGCCACAGCAGAUGUGGAACAAUCCAUGCAAAUAAUUGGGGAAGUGUUCUUGCAGAUUAAAGGCCCACUAGAAGACACAUAUAAAAUCUAUUGCUAUCACCAUGAUGAUGCACACACCAUGCUGGAAUACUCUGAAAAGGAUGAAGAACUGAAGCAGCAUUUAAGAGACUGUGUACAGUCCUUAAAGCAAAUCGGUAUGCGACCUGGAAAGCCAAAUUUAAUGGACCUGGGAUCUCUGUUGAUUAAACCAGUGCAAUGGCUAAUGAAAUAUCCCUUGUUACUCCAGGAGCUCUUGAACUCAACUCCUUCUUCUCACUGUGACCACAAGGCGCUACAAGAUGCCCUUUUUGCUAUGAAAAACAUUAAUGUGAACAUCAAUGAACUUAAAAGGAAGAAAGAUUUAGUUAAGAAAAGAGCACACCAACUAUCUUACCUGACUGUGCUGAAGUAUAGGAAGAAUGAUGAUGAUGAAACCCUUAAAGAAAAGUUUUCCCGAUUGAAUAUUCACUCCAUUAGCAAGAAAUCCAAGAGGGUCACCAGCCAUCUGAAAAUACUGAUGAGGGGAAAACCUCAGGUGAAAGAUUGAACAUUUAAUAAGGAAGAAAAGUUGUUUCAAAGUCUAGAGAAGACUGUGAAUUGUGUGAAGACCAUUUCACUCUGUUCGCAAUAUCUCCAGGAUUCUUUACAUCUGGCUGCCCAGAAUAUAAUUGGGUUUCAGGAAAUCCUGCAAGACAAAGAUGACAAAGUCAAUGACUGUUCAGAAGAAUGGACCAACAUUGCAAAUCUAUGUGAAGACUUAAUGACUCAGCUGGACAAGCUUGUCUUGAUUCCUCUCUCAGCACUGCAAGCCCUGUUUCCAGGCCCUCAGAAGCUCAUCCAGAAACGCUAUGACAAGUUGUUGGACUACAACAGCUACCUUCAGAGGUCAGCUGGAGAAGAGCUGGACCUGGCAAAGAAAGGCUAUGAGGCUCUAAAUGCACAGCUAGUGGAAGAACUUCUGGUAUUCAACAGAGAAGUUAAAAAGAUUGUGUUUAACUGUCUACAUUGCUUCAUCACCCUCCUCAGGAAUAUUAUGUUUGCAGCACUUCAAUCAAACUGCUGCUGUGGUGCCUAUUCUACCAUUCGCCCUAGUCCUCUGUCCUCCUCAAGCAUCUGUGAAGUGCAAAAUCAAUUGAUAGAGGAGGUUCACAAGCUGAAUUUUGUAAAAGAAAACAGCAGUGUAACCUUUAUUGAGAGAAAAUUGAGCUUGGAAAAAAAGAAACCGGUUCCUUCUCCGCUGGAGUCCCCAUGCCAAACAGAGGACCACAGGUCCAAGCUGUUGUCCACGUACAGCACCGAGUCGCUGUACCAGGCUAAGUGCAAGUGCAAUGCCACGCAGGAAUUCAAUAUUGACUUGCAUGAAGGAGAACUGGUGACUGUUGUGGAGCGAAAGGACCCCUUUGGAAGCACAAACAGAUGGCUUGUUGACACAGCAAUCCUCACAGGGUACAUGCAUUCCUCCUUCCUGAGGCCUUACAAUCCAGCCAAAGUACAGAAGGAUGUAGCAGAAAAUGGCUUUGGUGAUGAUGAUUUUGAUGACAUCAACCUCUUUGUCUCUUUAUGGCCCCCUACUGACAGCAGCUCACCUUUUCACUUCUGUGAAAAUCCUGCAAUUAAUGGCUCAGGGACUGGUGCUCUUCAGGGUAUGGAUGGUCAGCAUAUCUUCUAUGCUGUUUAUACAUUUCAAGCUAGAAGUGACCAAGAACUCAGCCUUCAGGAGUACCAGAGGGUGAGGAUACUUCGCUUUUCUGACCUGAGUGACAAUAAGGAAUGCUGGUUAGCUGAAGCAAAAGGUCAGAAGGGAUAUGUACCAUCUAAUUAUCUAGGGAAGAUGACAUGCUUAGGAGGGGAAGGGCCUGUUGAGCCAGACUCUGAAGCAGACAGAAUAAUCAUGUUAGGUUUGCUGCAAGCAAAGCAAGCUCACAAGUGAUUGACAGAAGACAUGGUAUCCAGCACAUAGAUGAUACUGAGAAACUCCAUUCUCCAAAAGUCAUCACCUUGUCAAGACCUGAGGGAGGAAACAUUUAACAGGAAGAGUGUUUCUGAUUAACAUGCUGAAGAGCUUGCUUUUCUAUUACCCCAUAAUUAUCUCUUUUGUCAAAGCGUCGUACAUCAAGACUCAACCUACAAGUACAAAUCACAGAUGAAAUUACAUUUUUCUUCCAUGAUAUUUAGCAAAUAAUAUUCAAGAUGAAGAGAAUUAGCCUUGAAAAAGGACAAAUUCAGUCAUCAGGGAUAGUGUAGGCUGAGUUGUUCCUGAACUGUUAUCUCAGUGAACACAGACACAUCUUAAAACUUGAGCUUUUUUGAUUGUUUUUAUCCUCAGCUGCUUUUGUGAAGAACCUUUUUUCUCAGUGGAGAUUAUUGGAUUGGUGUUGCAUUUCUGUGAAAUGGUAUGCUCUGUGUCACCCCUCGAAAGUGUACGGUUUAUUCCAAAUCUGUAACCCUCCCCUGAAGCAUCAUGUAUCUGUAAUUCCAUUGGCCCAAGUCUUUUUCCACACCCAUUUUGAAUCUCCCUCUUAAGCUGUGCAGGGAGACGAGAAGUUCUCUUGCUCUUGGGCUCUUGCUCUCUGGCUCUCUGGCUCUUGCUCCUGCUCCCUUGCUCCCUAGCCUCUCCCUCUCUUCCUCUCCCUCCCCUUUCUUCCCCUUCCCCUUUUCCCUCAGAAACCAUGCUGCUGCCUGGUGUGGGAUCCCCAAGAAAUCCUCCUCUAACUAGCACCCUCAGAAGCCGUCUGGAGUCUCCUUGCCUGCCUGCUGCCACCUACGAACAUACAGCCUAGGGGGCCCCCGGGGAACCCCCCUUAAUGCAAUGCAACAGAUUGGGAAAAGAAAAAUCGCUUAAUUUUUAAGGAAACAUUUCAACUUAAAACAUACCAGAUGUGGUGGUACCAGUGACUAGUCCCAGGGAAGAAGGUAUGUUUAGAUAAAUAUGGAAAUGCAGGAAGGAAAAGAGGGGACAUUAGAAACAGGUACUGUGACAUAAAGAAGUUAAAUUUUUCAAUUAAUUACACAACUGAUUCAUAUGGUAGAAACAGUUUGAAGCAAUAUGGAAGUGCCCCAGGUUUGAAAUUCACGUCUCCACACUUACUGCUUUAGUGCAAGAUCUGUGUAGUGAAAUGAAACCUGUGUUAUUAGUCUUGGGAAAUUUACUGGUUUAAAAAAAAAAAAAAAAAAAAAAAAAAAAGGAAAAAAAAAGAAAAGUCAAGUGGCACCUCUCAAUGAAUAUUUAGUGCCUCUCUGAUUCCUUAAGUCAGAUGCAGAGAUCAUAAUAUCUAGUGAAUAGGUGUCUUUAGGUUCACGGACUGCAGUGAUUCCUAUGUCAGGCUAGUGCCCUGCACUUGAAAUAGACUGAAUGGUGACAGCAAACAGAAAACACCUCCUUGUGAUUCUCACUGAUACCCAAGUGCUCAUCACAAGGUAUUUCACCACAUCAAUGCCAAGGUGCUCUAGCGAUUAGUGAAGACCUGGUGCAAAAAGGAAACAAAAAAGUGAUUAUGCCUGCUGCAAAUAGUGUAAGUGAAAGUAAACUCCUGUCAGGUAUUUUCUGUAUUGCAUAAUUGCAUGUACUGAUGACUAAAAUGACAAUACUGUUAAAAUCAAGGGCAGGGGGCAGGUAGUGUUGCUGAUAGAGGGUAUACAGAUAUUGUUCUAAAGCUUUUGUCUGAGUUGCUACUUCCCAUAGUUUGAAGAGUCAGCAAAGAAAGGAUGAGAAAAGUUAGGGCAGUUGCUACACACAGUAGUUUCUGCUAUGCUAAUGAACCUGGUUUCAUUUUCUUUAAUGUCCUCAAUUUUCAGAUUAUUUUCAUAAAAGGGUAGAGAAAGUUGUCAGUCUUGCUCAGAGACUGAAUGCAGGGGAUCACAGAGAUGAAACCUGAAAUUUGUGCUGGAUUAAAUCAUAUGAUAGAGAAACUUUUAGAGUUCUCAGAGAUAGAUAUCCAGAAUCUGGUGUGGGAAUCUGUGAAUUGCUAUUCAGUGAGCAUUAUUUUGCCUUAUUGUACAUCACCUCAGGCACUUAAAUCUUGCUGUCCCCAUAGUAAGCAAAAAGGGUUCUCAACCAUUUUAUGAAUGGAUUUAGCUUCUUUUAUGGAAGGCUUCACCUUUAGUUAAAUGUAAUAUGCAGAGGGAGUAUCAGCUUGGAAGAAUGGACUGAAAGACUCACCCCUACCCUUCUAGUGCUUUGACUUUUGUAUUUUGAGAUUAUGGGCAAGAUACACACAAGAAAGUUUUCAGCUCUGUCUUACAAUUUAAAAUAUUUUAUUUGGAGAUGAUCUAUACUUUGCAAUAGUUGAAACAGUUUUAGAAAUGACCGAAUUGUACUUAAUAAGCUUAAUGCAGUCAUGUAAGCACAAUGAUGAAGUUUUGCAUUUCAGACAGCGGAAUUAAUCAAGGGAAAGAGUCAGAAAAAAAAGAUUUCUGAAGUCUUAGCACUGAAAACUCAGACUGAGUCACAGGGAGAGCUCCAAUUUUGAGUGUUAGGUACAUUCCUCAUGAAAAAUCAGACUCUGUGAAGGUGCCUCAAAGCGUACUCAAAUGCUGUUCUCCAAAAUAUUCGCUAGGUACCCUGAUCCUGAAGUAACAAGGAAUGAAGGAUGAUAAUACUGGAGUAGACCACCUAAAUUUCUUUGAAUUUCUGGGGGACCUGGCAACUCCUAGUAGGCCAAAUGAAAUCCCAGUGUAGGAUUAGGAUCCGUAAUAAUUUUCAUAUUGUGGGAUAAUUAUGACUUUAUUAUAGCCUCAGAACUUGGGAUCCAUUAAAAGUAAAGGUUACAGUAUUCUAAGAGCUUCCUUAAUCUCAUUAAUGACAAAACAAAUUUAUUUUGAUUGAAGCAGGGACAGGCAGUUUACUGAAUUGAUCUUGCAUUUGUUCAAAUGUGUGUUUUACUUGAGCUGUUGUCACAAUAAAUAUGUACAACUACUUCCAAGAUUGGGUCCACUCAAACUGAAGUGUUUCUCCAGGGAAUAUUUUUACAUGAUGCCAUUGAUAACCUGGAACCCAGAAAAUGUCCAAGCCAGUACACAGCAGAGUCCUAGGCUCUGACCUUUGGUGCCUCUGUGCUUCACCAUCUUCCCUUUGGCUGGAUGGUGCAUGUGCUCUGUUCUUUUCCAGCUGCUCCUGAGAUUGUGACCACUAUGA